CUUGUAAACCUGGACACUGCGAAAAGGGGAAAUCCUGCUCAAGAGGAAUACUGACGUAAACAAUCACAGAUAAAAAGCCUGCUCAGCCGGAGCCUCUGCAGCAAACAGAGAGCUUUGUGGAGAGAUUUCUUUAAUCUAAGAGAAGAAGCGAUAUACAGAUGUGGACACUUUGCCUUCAGAUGGUCGUGGUUGGUGUUUUUAUGCAGAUGCCAGGCUGCUUCCCGUCAUGCCUCAUCACAGGCUCCAUCGCCCACUGUGGGUUUAGAAACCUGCGCUCGGUUCCGCCUCUUCCCCCCUACGUCACCCACUUGUUCCUGGAGAACAAUCGGAUCAGUGAGAUCAACGCCACCUCGCUGUACGGCCUGGAGAACCUGCGGGUGCUGGACCUCGGGCAGCAGAAGGUGCCACUCGUGAUCCGGAACAACGCCUUCAGCGGACAAACCCGCCUCAGGACGCUGGUGCUCGGGUCAAACCCCGGUCUCCAGCUGGAACCGCUGGCCUUUGCCGGAUUGUCCAGUCUCCAGCGUCUCCACUUGGAUUACUGUUCGCUUAACGAGUCCGUUCUGACGGAGCGUUAUCUGGAACCACUUGCGUCUCUGCAGACUCUGGAUCUGUUCGGGAACCAGAUUAAGAGACUCUGGCCUUCGGCGUUCUUCGCGAACAUGACUGAUUUCACCAACCUGAAACUGGAUCUGAACCAAAUCGAUGAAAUCUGUGAGUCUGACCUUGUUGGCUUCAAGGGAAAACACUUCACACGUUUCAGCCUUAAUAGUGUCUACCUGAGGAACAUGUCGAAAGACAGUUUUGACUGGCAGAAAUGUGGGAAUCCCUUCAGAGGAAUGUCGUUCGAGACUCUCGACUUGUCCUACAGCGGACUCAGUCUGGAUAAGUUAAAUCUGUUUUUCAGAGCCAUCGAGGGGACGAACAUAUCUCACCUUAAAGUCUCUGGACACAUAGGGAAAGGAUUCUCAUUCAACAAUCUCCCAGAUCCAGACCUCCACCACUUUGAAGGCCUGAAAAACAGUUCAGUCCUCUCCUUGGAUUUGUCCAAGAACAGAAUAUUUGCACUGAGUCGUGGAGUUUUCAGUCCACUGGCAGAUCUCAAAACUAUAGAUCUUUCUCAAAAUGAAGUGAAUCAGAUACAUAGAAAUGCCUUCGAAGGUCUUCAGGGUAAUUUGAAAAUGCUCAACCUGUCACACAAUCUGCUCGGGGAAAUCUAUUCCCACACCUUUGCCUGCCUGACAAACCUGGAAAUUUUAGAUUUGUCUUUCAAUCAUGUCGGCGUUUUGGGUUACGACUCAUUUACUGGACUCCCAAACCUGAAAUUCCUGGAUUUGACCGACAACUCCUUGCAGGGAUUAGGCUUUCCCUCGUCUUUACCAAAUCUAGACGUCCUUAAUCUCAAAAACAACAAGCUGACUUCCUCAUCGGUGAACACCAUCCCUCAGUUUGCCCGUAACGUCUCCUCUCUGAACGUUCAAAACAACAGAUUUACAGACCUGGGGGACGUUCACACCGUUUCCCAUCAGAUGAAACGCCUCAAGCUUCUUUUUUAUGGGGGCAACACGAUCAAGUGGUGCACGCUUCGUAGGCGUGUUGCUCCAGCUAACGUUAACGUUCUGGAUCUUCAUGGCAGCUCUUUGCAGUCUAUCUGGGCUCAGGGCAAUUGCCUGGAUCUGUUCAGCUACUUUGGAAACGUGACCAGCCUCAACUUGAGCUCCAACGGUUUGAGUUCCCUUCCUGGGGGCGUCUUUAAGGGGCUCGCCUCAGUGCUGACGAUGGACCUCUCAUCCAACGCCCUGACGUAUCUCCAACCCGACGUGUUGCCCAAACGUCUGGAAUCCCUCAACCUCUCCAACAACUUCCUGGCUUCCCCGGACCCGGCUGCUUUCCGCUCGCUCAGCUUCCUAGAUCUGUCCAAGAACAGGUUUUUCUGCAGCGCUGAUCUGAAGAGCUUCCUGACGUGGCUGAAACAGACCAAGGUGAAGUUCCUGGGUCCUGUAGAGGAGUUCAGGUGUGCAUUUCCGGCUGGUUUCCGCGGUAUAUCACUGUUGGACUAUUCUGCUCGGUUAAAAUGGCAAUGAGGGCUAUAACAAGGGAUUAAAUGUUCACUUUAUCUUGAAAUUGAACUGCACUGCAAAAAGGGAUCU
This is a messenger RNA of Fundulus heteroclitus (mummichog), 2150 nucleotides long. RefSeq names its product toll-like receptor 5. Gene Ontology annotation, molecular function: protein binding. The record is from RefSeq and is a predicted model, not a curated record. Gene Ontology annotation, cellular component: extracellular matrix. Lineage: Eukaryota; Metazoa; Chordata; Actinopteri; Cyprinodontiformes; Fundulidae. The transcript has 2 exons. Bases 159 to 2084 code for a protein of 641 amino acids.